UUCAGAUCCAGUAUGCUAGUUAACAGUUACCGGGAUAAGAUGAGACCUCACUGGUGCUGGUAGACAACACAUUAUACAAGUCACCCUUGGUAGGAAGUUAACAAAUUUUCCGAGCAGAACGUAAAAGUGUGACAAAGUUAUUUCUGUAGACAAGAUACACUUUUUUGUGGACGCAAAAUACCAAACUACAGUGUGAUUAUCUAUAUAUUGAUGGACUGUAACUUGCCUGAAUAAUGCGAUAUAAAGAGCUGGGAGUUCGAUGUUGGUCACCAUGCAUACAACUUCACCUGCAGUAAUGUCAUUAGAACAGAGUAAAAACUGUGUUGAGGAAGACAACGAUGGAGAUGUUCUUAAACAGGAAACUCAAGAUCUUGCCGGUUUGCUGUCAUCUCCGGAAACUAAGACGCGAGAUAACGGCACACCGUCUGGCAUCAAAUCUGAGCUUAACUCUGCAAACAAUUCCGAUAUCAAAGACGAAGUGAAGGAAGAGAUCUCCAUCAAGAAUGAGCCGGCCAAUCCUGGAAGUGUUGGCAAAAUGCCAAACGGAGAUGCAAAUUCAGAUAUGGAUAAAAAAGUCGGGACACCCGGAGAUGUGAAACCACCGGAUAAAGCCAAACAAGAGCAAAAUGGUAAUCCGAAUACCCCGAAUAUUGGUGACCAGAUGCAGAGUCCAGCUGCCAUGAAUCCGAUGCAUCGUGGGAAUAUGUCCAUGGUUAUGAGUCCGGGAUCUGCUGGUAUGGGUCAACAUAUGGGUCCGCAGAUGCCUCCCGGAGGACCACCUAUGGGUCCUGGACCUGGUCCUGGGCCGGGAAUGCCAGGCAAUCAACCUGGUAUGAUGGGACCUAUGGGGCCCGGUGGGCCAAUGGGCCCUGGUCCUAAUGGACCAAUGGGUCCUGGACCAAAUGGAGGGAUGCCACAGCAACAGGUAGUUAGUGAGGGGCAGUUGAUGCAGCAACAGAGUGAGAUUUUUGUCUUCACCACACAACUGGCGAACGAAGCUGCCCAAGCUGUACAGGGUGGCCAGUAUAAAAAUAUACUGUCCUAUCACAUGGACCAACCUUCAACUAAAUCUUUCCUACAGAAAAAUCCGAAGAUGCGGGGAGGAGCUGGGAUGUAUAACAUGCAAGGUAUGCGUAACAAAAUGGGUAUGAUGAAUAACCCUAUGGGUCCAAUGGGUGGCAUGCCUGGUGGGCCAGGUCCCGGUCCCAUGGGAUACGGGCCGGGCCCAAAUUCAUCGAAUAGUGUUGCGCAAUGGGUACAACAACAGAAUCAAAAUUUACAAGAGCAGGGACUAGGAAUGAACGAUGGUGACCCUCGUAUGAUGAUGGGGCCGAAUAAUCCGAAUUUUUCGCAAAUGAUGAUGGACGAAAGAAUGUUCGAUCCUGAUUUUGGCGGCCCAGGAGGGCAAAUGAAUAAUAUGAACUUAAUGCAAAGUAAAGUUCCGAAUGAAAAUUUGACUCCUGAACAAUUACAAAAAAGAGAGGAGCAGUUAGCUAGUAUUCGUAAACUUCAACAAAUGUUAUUUCCUGAGCAAAGAAAUCAACAAGGUUUUCACCCAGGGCAAGGUCCUGGUGGGCAGGGGAUGAUGCCUGGGGAUAUGGGGGGUGGUAUGAAUAUGUAUCAACAAAGUAUGAUGUCAAAACGUGCAAUGAUGUCGCAACAAAACAUGAUGGGUUCGCCACAUGGGAUGAUGGAAUCUAGGCAGGAAAUGAUGUCACAAGAACAAUUUAUGAUGUCACAGGGUAUGUCACAGUUCGGUCCGGGUCCUCACCCGCAGAACAUGCAAAAUUUGACUCCCGCUCAAAGAGAGUGGAUGAGACUUCAGCAAGAAUAUAUGGCGGAGAAGAGAGCACACCAGCAGCAACAAAGGCCGCCCAUGGGACCCAACGGUCCACAAAUGGGCCCAAACGGUCAACCAAUGGGGCCGGGGCAGCCUCCACCAUCUUAUUACAGUUCGAUUGCUCAAAAACAACGACACGGGUCUGUUGGCAUGGGAUCUCCUACCUCACCGAACAUGAAUGGGCCAAUGGGCUCUCCGUCUGUGGCUGUCUCAGGUCCAGAUCCAAACGAUACACUAUCAUUUCCAGGUCAUCAACGGAAAGGAUCUUUCUCUGGUAUGGACCCGAUGGGCCCAAUGGGGCCUGGUAUGGGUCCAGCACCCGGCAUGGGUCCAGCACCCGGCAUGGGUCCGUCAAUGGAUCCAAUGAUGCAGCAAGGAUCUCCGAUGAAUCAUAACAUGGGCGGUCACAUGCCGCCUUCUCAUGGAAUGAAAAACUCUCAGGUGUCUUUACAAAGGGCAGGUAAUCCAGAACAAUUUGUACCGGAGAUGCCUCCUGGUGGGCAGGUUUCUGGUUCGAACGCAUCGGCUAACAAACCGCCUCCUAGCUAUGCACAGUCUCAGUCGACGAAGAGAAAACGAGAUGACAUGGAGGAACUGUGUAAAAACUUACAACCGACGCCCUCUCCUCAGCACAUUAGUUAUCUUAACCAGUUUGACGGUCAGGAACUGACUAUUACUAAACAAAUAAAUACUGCAUAUCGUGAUACGAACACUAGUGAGUCUCAAUCCAGCCAUUAUACUCAAAAUAAUCAAAUGGUGAACUCUCCGUUACACGCACCUGGAUCUAAUAAAGGCCCAAUGUCAAACUCCAGUCAAACAUCCAGUGGGCCUUUGGCUAGCCCUGGCCCAGUUAAUGUUACACAGGGUACAGGUCAGGGCCCGGGGCAAAGCUCUAUGUCUGGAGCUAAUAUGCGCCUUUCCCAUUAUGAUCCUCAACAACAACCACCUCAAAAUAGUAGUAGUAUCUCAAAUUCACCAACAACACCAACCGGAAAAUCAUCAUUGUCCAACAACAUCACAUCGGCAACAUUAGCGAAUUUAGCAAAAGGUGUAGAAAAUUUAUCCAAUCAAAUGCAACAACAUAUGAUGCAGGGCGGGCCAUUUCAUAGUAUCCAGAUGCAAAGUCAGCAGCAACAGCAGGUUGGCCCGGGAACGCCCCAGCCACAACAGUCUGUUAGCAAUCAACAGCAGACGCAGUCAGUAGUUCCAAACUCAUCACAGACUUCUCAUGGGGGUACACCUAGUGUUAAUAAUACAUACGUGAACACCAAUCUCUCAAUACAACAAGUUAAUAUACAACAAACUGCGGGGCAUGGGGGUGGGGGUAAUAAUUAUGGUAGUACAAGUGGUUCUGCCUCUAUGCAAGUGCAACAAAUGAACAUGGAGCAGACACAAAUGAAUGUGCAACAACAACAACAACAACAAAGUGGUGCCAAUAUGGUUGGAGGAAGUAUGACACAAGCUGGAAGUAUGUCCCAAAGUAACAUUACUCAAACUACAAACAUGACUCCGAGCUCUGGAAUGCCAUCUAGUGGUAAACCUGGUAAUAUGAAUAUGAAAGACAGUAACUAUGGAGGUAUGGCCCCGCCCCCUAGUAUGCACAAUAAUCGGUCACCAUUUGCUCAGUCCCAGAAUCCCCCUCAAGUGCCUACAUCGGGACGGCCAGGCUCCCCAGGGUUUCCCCCUAGCUCAAUGGGAAAUGCCAAUGUACAAAUUCAACAAAAAGCUCCCAAUACAAUUCAAUAUUUACCUGCAAAUCAGGCUAAUAUGCUUCCUGAAAAUAAACCCAUGGGCAAACCAGAUUUAGAUUUUAUGAAUCAAUUCACAAGUCCUGUUGGUAAUAUGGAUGGUAAAGUGCCAACUUCUAAGAUGCAGUAUUUUCCAGGUCCAGGUGGGAGUCCAUAUGGGCCAGGGGGUCCCGGUAAUAUGGGCCCAGGACCCUCCCCAGGUAAAGGCCCGGGCCCCCAAAAAUUUUUGAGGGCAAAAAGGGGGCCUUUUCAAGGAUGGCCCCAAAGAAUGGGUCCAAUGGCGGGAAGCCCCAGAAGGGGACCAAUGGGGUCCGGGGGGGAAAAUCCUGGAAGGGCUGGGAAAAUUGAUUCUAGAAUGGGCCCAGGCCCUGAAAUGGUUAUGGGUGGUGACCCAAGAAUGGGAGGAGGUAGCAUGGGUCCUAUGUCCGAUCCAAGGAUGGGCCCAGGUGCCGGAUCAAUGUUGGGAAUGGGUCCUGGCUCUGGUCCUAUAGGUUCCAUGCGUCCAGGGUCAAGGGGUAGUCCUUUCACUGGGCCUAUUGGCCCAGCAGUACAGCAGUCUAUGAUGAUGCGUAGGGGAAGUCCAGAUUUACCUCCUCUUGGUGGUAAUUUUAGUCCUGAUCCAAUGAAUCCAAAUAUGACCAGUAUGAGGGGUCCUGGUGCACCUGGGUACUCCAGUGCCCAGUUUCAGCAAUUUCAACAACAGUUGUAUUCCCAAAGUCGUCCCCGUCAAAUGUCCCCGAUGGAAAGCAUGAUGGGAAAUCCUGGUGGUCCCGGUUAUGGUCCGAUGGGGCCUGGUAUGGGAGCUGGAAUGAUGCCAAAUAUGCAUGGUACUAUGUGAAACAUUUAAUUGUGUAAAGUACAUGAUAAUUUAAUUCUGUAUGCGAUAAGCAAUUCGGUGCUUAAAAUGGAAGAGUGGGGGAGAACAAAUAGAACACUGCAGACUGCAGGACGAGGGUAGUGAAUCGAAAAAUUCUUCAUGUUUCAAUCGAGAAACUCUUCGUGUUUAAGAGAUUUUGAAGGAAAAUAUUUAUAUAGGAAUUCAAGGCAUUUAAGGGAAUGUAUAAACAAGGUUGUGAAAAAAAGUAUAAAAGAAGGUGAAUAUAGGCGUGUGAUUUUGGGGAAAGAUUAGUUAUACUUAAGUGACAGGAGUGUUGAAAUAAAGAAGAAUUCAGUGAAAUUUAUUCAAGAUGAAAUUGAAUAAGUGAGAGAUAGAAAAACACAAGUGUUGUUGAUUCUACAAUUACAAGACAAGUUAGAAACAUAAGGCGAUAUUUUUUAACGAAAGAGAUUCUAAUUCUCGUGAUGUUUUUAUUAAUGCACACCCCAUAUAAUUUACAUUAAUUUGAUUCUUUUAGAAGACAUUUGAAAAAAAUAAACAAUUUUGUGAGCUCAAAUUUAUUGAAUUGUAUACAUUUCUUUUUUAUGUCAAAAGAGCA
Ruditapes philippinarum (Manila clam) is the source of this 5024-nucleotide messenger RNA. RefSeq names its product protein pygopus-like. The transcript has 10 exons. The record is from RefSeq and is a predicted model, not a curated record. Bases 260 to 4426 code for a protein of 1388 amino acids. Lineage: Eukaryota; Metazoa; Mollusca; Bivalvia; Venerida; Veneridae.